Molecule: messenger RNA, 3091 nt
Organism: Procambarus clarkii (red swamp crayfish)
Lineage: Eukaryota; Metazoa; Arthropoda; Malacostraca; Decapoda; Cambaridae
Product: zinc finger protein 271
Biological process (GO): regulation of transcription by RNA polymerase II
Cellular component (GO): nucleoplasm
Molecular function (GO): DNA-binding transcription repressor activity, RNA polymerase II-specific; RNA polymerase II cis-regulatory region sequence-specific DNA binding
Source: RefSeq, a predicted model, not a curated record
UUUUAUUGCUACAGCUACUACAUUAUGAGUCUGUGGUAUAUUGAGGAGAGAUGUAGAGAGGAUGAGAGCGAUGUAAACAAGAGGACGACGCCACAGCUGUUAUGCUUAUUACACUGCAAAAAAGUACACGUGUUGUGCCAGCGCUGUGUUGUAUAGUCAUGCAAGAUGAAGACGCAUUGUGAUCCUUCAUAUCAAGCGUCAGCAAACACUUCAAAUCCAAUUGAGCCACUCUACUAUCAUUAUUCUAAUAAAGCGAGGAGAUAUGCCAGCCUCCUCAGAAGAAAAACCUUAUCACUGUUUAGUGUGCCCAAAAAGCUUUUUGAGAAAAUCGCAGUUAGAAAUACAUGUGAGGGUUCACACGGGAGAAAAACCAUACAAGUGUUCAAAAUGCCUAAAAAGCUUUUCACAAAAAUCAAAUCUAAUAAAACAUAUGAAUCUUCAUGCAGAAGAAAAGCAAUAUAAGUGUUCAGUAUGUCGGAAAGACUUUAGGCAGAGAUCACAUUUGGAAAUUCAUAUGAGACUUCAUACAGGAGAAAAACCAUUUCAGUGUACCGAGUGCCAAAAAGACUUGAAAAGCAAAUCACGUCUAAUAACUCAUAUGAGAGUUCACACUGGAGAGAAACCGUAUCGUUGCUUAGAAUGUUCUAAAGACUUUAAGCAAAGAUCACAUCUAGCAACUCAUAUGGCUGUUCAUUCAGAAGAGAAGCCAUAUCAUUGUUCAAUAUGUCUAAAAGGCUUUAAACAAAAACACUCCCUUAGAGUUCAUAUGAUAUUUCAUGGAAGUGAGAAACCAUAUCAGUGUUCAGAGUGCCUAAAAGCUUUUAAAAUAAAAUCAAUUCUAACUGCACAUAUAAGAGUUCAUACUGGAGAAAAGCCAUAUCAAUGUUCAGUGUGUCUAAAAAGGUUUAAACAAAGAUCACAGUUAGCAAGCCAUAAGAGAGUUCAUACAGGAGAGAAACCAUAUCAGUGCUUAUUGUGUCUUAAAUCCUAUAGACAAAAAGCAAAUCUAGAAAGUCAUACGAGAGCUCAUACAGGAGAGAAACCAUAUCAGUGUUCUGAAUGUUUGAAAAGCUUUGCACGAAAAUGUGAUUUAGAAAAACAUGCUACGAGUCAUACUGGGCAGAAGCCAUAUGAAUGUUCAGAGUGUCAGAAAAAGUUUGCACAAAAACGUCUUCUAGUGCAACAUGUGAAAGUUCACACUGGUGAGAAACCAUAUCAGUGUUCUGAAUGUCUAAAAGCCUUUUUGUGGAGGAAGACUUUUUUGAAACACAUGACACUUCAUUCAGAAGAGAAAGCAUAGCAAUGUUAAGAGUAUUGUAAAUCAUUUUAGCAUUUUUAUAGUUUUCAAAAUAUCUGAAAGCUUGCUAACAAGAGAAACUGUAUGAUAUGUGUUGUUUUACCUGUUGAUGGUUUCAAGCGAUCUUUUCCUCCCUUAGCCUGACUUGUAGUUAGCCAUCCCUGGUGAUUACCUCAUCUGUGAGGUUGUUUGUCUUCUUAGCUCAAAGUUUGAUGUUUGUUUUCUGAAAUCUACUCUAGUAUGAAUUAUUAUUAGAAAAAGGAAAGAUAUUAUAUUGUAUUUAUUUUGUAUAAUGGAGGAUUCCAACUCAAAUAGAAUAAUUGUUCCCAGACUGUAUUUUGGUGCAUUAGGUAGAAUUGGAUGUGUGUGUAUUUUGAUUUUAAAACUACAUGGAUUCAGCACAUUUUUAUUAUUAAAAGUAAGGUUUUGAAUCGGUGGAAAGCUUCUUUAUAAGCAAAUUACUUGGUUACUCUUAAAGACAAAGUCCUGCUUGUCCUAUGAAGAGAAUUGUGGGUUCAGGUUGACAUUAGCACCAGCACACCUAAUAUCUCCUGCAGUGUCCAUGUUGGGGCAUACUGGUGCAAUGGAGACACUGGAAAAUGCUCAGUCCAGCCUAGAACUUUCUCUGGAAAUAGUCCAGAUGCCUUACUUUCCCCUAAGGAGCUCCAUGAGCUUCCCCAAGCAAGAAAUCAGGCUGUUAUGGAUCUGAGAGCGAUACAUCUAACCAGUUUCAGGAGCAGGAGGAGGGCCUGCUUCUGCACCACUGGAAAGAUUUCUAAUGUCCAGCUUGUACUAAAUACAGACAGAAACUGAAGGACUAAUAAUGCUGGUUCCAUAAAUUUAUUAGCAAUGUCAUCAAUAUCAUACCUGGAGGCCCAGAUUUGUAUUCCUUUGAGGAAUACAAAUUGGGCGAAUAGCAUUUUUGACGAGUAAGAUUUGUGGCAUUGGAGGAUAGCAGAGAAGACACCUCAAAGUUCACAGUGUUCAUCUCUUCCAUGUGUUGAAGAAAAAGAAAGAGUUGAUCUCUGCAAAACUUAUGUGUGUUGGGUAACAAGGCAAUACAUAGUCCUUUCCACCUCCAAGGCUCUUGAGAGGCUUAACCCUUAAACUGCGCAAAGCAUUAUAUGAUGCUUUAAGUACAGUAACUGUCUACAAAUUCCGCUCAGCUUCAUAUGAUAUUUGGGAAUACCACACAAGAUUUAAAAGUCCCGCAGCUACGCGGUGUUCACAUCAGCUUCCUCAGUGCUCUUAUAAACAGACGCCAUUUUUUUUUUUUAAAUCGUGUGCGACAUUCCCGGGUGUGAAAGCCUGAGUACUGAAUGAGCUACCGGUGAGCUCAUGCUGGCUCAUGCAGCAUGAGCUCACAGUAUUGCUGUUCAGCUUGUGACCACAGCAUCGACUAAAAGUAUAAAAAAUACAUGUUAUUGGUAUUAUUUAGCGAUGAUAGUAUUACAGAAGACCCCCUGACUGUGAUAAAAAUGACCAGGAUUCUGAUAAUAGGAGGAUUUUUGUGAUAUUUUGCACUAUGCAUAGUAUUGUGGGAGGAAUAAUGUUGAGGGUGGGAGAGUUGUAGCAUCGUCUUCUGAAUCUGUGUGGCCAUCUGUUGCAGUCUGUACUCACCAUACCAGCUUAAUGGUAUGGUGAACACAAAUUACUUAUACAUAAUACUAGCUGUACUUGGCCACACGUUGCUGUGGCUCAGCAACGCAUGUGCAAUCCUGUGGCUCAGGAUUGCUGAGCCACAGCAAUCCUCCCCUGUCCUCCUUACCAUUUCCCCCUCUCCCAUCCCCUCAU